Messenger RNA from Brassica oleracea var. oleracea, 1089 nucleotides. Its product is annotated as heavy metal-associated isoprenylated plant protein 26. Gene Ontology annotation, molecular function: metal ion binding. The record is from RefSeq and is a predicted model, not a curated record. NCBI's taxonomy places the organism in Eukaryota, Viridiplantae, Streptophyta, Magnoliopsida, Brassicales, Brassicaceae.
GAGAGAGAGAGAAAGAGAGAAAGAGAGAGAGAGAGAGAGCUUCUAUUCUUCCAUUCACUACUUCCCAACUAUAAUUCUAGCCACCUCUAUUAUUUCUUCAAAAAAACUGUUUUAAGAGAAAAUGGGAGUGGAAAGAACGAUGGAAUACAUAUCAGAAUUGUUGAAGAUGAGGAGGAAAAAAAAGAAGAAACCAAUGCAAACAGUAGCUCUCCGAGUUGCUUGUAUCGACUGCGAAGGCUGUGAACGUAAAAUCAAACAAAUCCUAUUUGGCGUCAAAGGGGUGAAAUCGGUGGUCGUGGAUGCGAAACAGCAAAAGGUGACGGUGAUGGGAUACAUUGAGCCGAAGAAGGUUUUGGAGGCGGCCAAGUCGACAAGGAAGAAAGUGGAGCUAUGGCCAUAUGUUCCGUACACAAUGGUGGCGAAUCCAUACAUAUCUCAAGCAUAUGACAAGAAGGCACCACCGAACAUGGUUCGGAAAGUCCUGGACACAGCCUCCGUUAAUGAGACCACCAUCGAUGACUCUUACAGCAUAAUAUUUAGCGACGAAAAUCCUAACUCUUGCUCUAUCAUGUAGAUGAGAGAAAUAUAGGGAAACCCUGGAAAAAUCCCGGGAGAAUCGAACCCUAGCUGUCGGCGCCCACCUCCAACGACCACCACCGGGAACGAAUAUCUUCUGCCACCGUCUUCGGUUUGCUUCCUCCUUCGUCAUCUUCCAAUCUACUUCUCCACCUUCAUUCUCUCAACGAUUUAUCACUGGAUGUAUCAAAUCUGAUCUCUAAUCCAUUUCCUAUCUUUUGUUGAGUGUAAGACUGCAUAUCUGUUGUUGUGUGAAUGUGUUCUUCUUUAUCUUCCUCUAGAUCUGGAUCAGUAUUGACAAGAAAGGCAAAGGUGUCAGUUGUGAAUUUGUCUCAUGUCGUGUAAGCCAUCAGAGCGCUAGUCCUCUGUUAAUAUCGUGUAGGUAUAGAUGUGAAUGAUGUGAUGUGUGCUAGAUCUAUUCUGAUUGUUAUAAUGUGAUGAAAAGACGCCUAGAUGUGAUCAAGUUCUUUAAAAGAAACCGGUUGUGUGUCGAGAUGAACUCAUGAUCAGAUA